CGAGCGACCGGACCAUGGCCAGCGACGGCUACGAUCGCAUGAGCGAGACCGACGAGCACCGCAGCAGCUUCUCGUACAGCCAGCGUGGCGCCUCGUCGGCUGGCAUCGAUGGCUUCACGCGCAGCUCGAUCCUCGACCGCGAUAUCGUGGCCGCGCCCGUCGACCACGCGGUGCCAAUCCCGCCCAAGGCCUUCAAGGGCCGCAUCCGCCGUUGGCCCGGCGUGCUGCUCUUGCUUGUCAUGAUUGCCGGCUCGGUUGCAGCCAUCGUGUACUUGGCCCAGCACUUUCGGGGCUUGGCGCAAGCGCGGGCAACCGACGUACAGAAGCGCCUCGCCAAAGAGCGCUCGAUUGCCGACGGCACGACGAGCGGCUCGAGCUCGGGCUCGACCGACAUCGCCGACGAUGGCCAAGUCAACAACCCCGAGGUGUACCCGCCGAGCGGGUGCCAGCUGCCCAACUACGUCAGCAAGAACGGCAAGCUCUACGCGGUCGCCAAGAAUGGCACCGAAGUCUCGUUCCAGAUCAAGGGCGUCAACUGGUUUGGCAUGGAAACUGGCAUGCAAGCGCCGUUUGGGCUCUGGGACAACGACCAGAACGGCACGACGGUGUACGAAGUUGCCAAAUUCCUCGCCAACAACAAGUUCAACUCGGUGCGCGUGCCCCUCUGCGUCUCGAGCAUCCUCGCCAACAAGCCGCUCGAAGCAUCGAUCGUUAACCGCGUCACCAACCGCGCACUGGAUCUGACGUCGUUUCUGAGCCUGCUCCAGACAGUGACCCAGUCGCUCGGGUACCGCCAGAUCUCGGUCAUGCUUUCCAUGCACACGCUCGACUUGAUGAACCAUGGCGGCUCGCUCUGGUAUGGCUCAACGGUCAGCGAAGCCCAAUUCCUCCAGUCCAUCGACAUGCUCACCGAGGCGCUCUGCUCGGACACGUACUGGAACGUCCUUGGCGUCGACGUCAAGAACGAGCCGUGGGAAGGCACGUGGGGCACGGGUCUUAAAAACGACUUCAAGCUCGGCGCCGAGCUCAUUGGCGCCCGUGUCCUCAAGGGCUGCCCCAAGUGGCUCGUCUUUGUCGAAGGCGUCAACGCGCAGAACGACGUGACGCUCGACGGCCAAGCGUUUGCAUACUACGACUGGUUUGGCGGCGGGCUCCAGAAGGCUGGCGCCUUCCCCGUCGUCCUCCCGACCCCCGAGAAGCUCGUGUACGCGCCGCACUACUACACGCCGGCGGUGUUUCCGCAGUACUAUCUCUUUGGCGGCGGCAAGGUCGGUGCAGGCAACGCCAUCAACGGCUACGUCGAGCUCAGCGACGAGAAGCUCUUGGGGCGAGUCGCGCAGACCAUGCACCAGAUGUUUGGCUAUUUGAACGACAAGAAGGACGUCGCGGUGGUCCUCGGCGAGUUUGGCGGCCUUUACACCAAGGACGCGCACCCGAUGAAGACAACCCAGCGCUGCACGGACUUUACGAUCCAGACGAUGCUGAAUGAAAACUACGCCGGCGGCUACAUGUGGUCGCUCAACCCCGAGUCGGCGUACCAGUACAACCCCGCCGACAAGCCCGGGCACUACACGGAAGGGCUCGUCACCGACGAUUGGCGGUCGGCCAACGUCCCGUUUUUGAAGGCCAUGAAGGCGAUGGACGCGAUGAAGGACCUCAAGAUGAUGCCGUGCUUUCCCAUCGAGUAGAGAAGAGUGGACGUGAGAAAGCAAGAGUUGUUUGUGUUGCGAAUCGGAGAGCGUAUGAGCAGACGACGG
Messenger RNA from Saprolegnia parasitica CBS 223.65, 1757 nucleotides. RefSeq lists its product as hypothetical. Gene Ontology annotation, molecular function: hydrolase activity, hydrolyzing O-glycosyl compounds. Lineage: Eukaryota; Oomycota; Saprolegniomycetes; Saprolegniales; Saprolegniaceae. The coding region runs from base 15 to 1688 and encodes 557 amino acids. The record is from RefSeq and is a predicted model, not a curated record. The transcript is spliced from 4 exons.